Messenger RNA from Bombus pascuorum, 1755 nucleotides. It is a transcript of the gene Sirt2, whose product is annotated as NAD-dependent protein deacetylase sirtuin-2. Lineage: Eukaryota; Metazoa; Arthropoda; Insecta; Hymenoptera; Apidae. The record is from RefSeq and is a predicted model, not a curated record. The transcript is spliced from 6 exons. The coding region runs from base 170 to 1258 and encodes 362 amino acids. Gene Ontology annotation, molecular function: NAD+ binding; histone deacetylase activity, NAD-dependent.
CAAAAUCAUAAAGUAUUGCCUCUAUGAGUUUAAUCGAACGCGAGUCAUUUGAUAACCUAUUCUAAUCAUAUAUUUACAAGUAAAUAUAUGAAUAACAUUAUUUCUUUAGUGUGACAACGAUAGUAAUUUUACUUAACAUUAGUUGAAGAAGUUACACGAAUUUAGAAACAUGUCCGAACGCAAUGAUGACACGGAAAAAGAGAAGAAAUCAAAUGAGGAGGCUACAAACAGUUCUUCAGAACAAGAAGAGGUAGAAGAUUCUGAUAUGGAAAAGAUUCGGAAAUAUUUGGCACAAAAGUUAAAACUUUUUGAUUCAUCAGAUUAUGAUGAACAAUCGCAGCAAAAAAUUCUCCGUGAACUUAAUAUAGAUGGAGUGGUAGAUUAUAUAAAAGAAACUGAAAACUGUAAAAUUAUUACUAUGGCCGGAGCUGGUAUCUCCACAUCUGCAGGAAUUCCUGAUUUUCGAUCACCAUCAAGUGGUCUUUAUCACAAUUUAGAGAAAUAUAAUCUACCUCAUCCUCAAGCUAUUUUUGAGUUAGAUUUCUUUAUGGAAAAUCCUGAACCAUUCUUUAUGCUUGCAAGAGAAUUGUUACCUGAAGGUUUUAAACCUACACCAUCCCAUUAUUUCAUUCGUCUUUUAUGGGAAAAAGGACUACUUUUGAGACACUACACCCAGAACAUCGAUACAUUAGAAAGAAUGGCUGGUUUACCUCCUGAAAAAUUAGUAGAAGCUCAUGGUACAUUUCAUACUGGUCGAUGCCUUAAAUGUAGAGCACCAUAUACUCUUCCAUGGAUGAAAGAAAAAAUUAUGGAAGGUGUUAUACCAAAAUGUGAAGAAUGUAACGAAGGUGUAGUAAAACCUGAUAUAGUGUUUUUCGGGGAAAUGUUACCCGAACGUUUCCAUUUCCUUAUCGAUCGGGAUUUUGCACAAGCAGAUCUUUUGAUAAUUAUGGGAUCAAGUUUGGUAGUGCAGCCUUUUGCAUCUUUAGUAGAUAGGGUGCGAUCCAAUUGUCCGCGCUUACUUAUCAAUAAAGAAAAAGUAGGUAUGCAAGAUCGCCUAUCGCGACUUUUAGGAUUGCGACAUGGCUUAAUCUUUGAUACACGAAGUUCUCAUGGCGGUCGUGACGUUGCCUGGUUAGGUGAUUGCGAUACUGGCUGUCAAUUAUUAGCUGAAAAGUUGGGCUGGGGCGAUGAAUUAAAAGAUCUUAUAAAAAAAGAACAUGAACGUUUAAGUGCAGAACAUACCAAUAAGGAUUAAGCUCAUCAAUUGUAUUAUUACAAUGUAAAUUUAGUUGUUUAGAUUACUUGGGAUUUAAUUUUGCUGCUAUUUCUUUGAGGACGAAGAAAUUAUAUAGAUGAAUAAUAUUUUGCUUCAAAGGAAUUGUAAAAACAUUGUUUAGGAUGUUAAACAUUUAUCAUGACGAUAUUGAAGAGUCAUUAUUUUACUUGUAUCUAUGUCAUCAUUUCUUUCUAUAGUAUAUUAUAUUAAAUUAAUGGUGAGAAUUAUAAUUUUUGAACAAGUAAUUUUUCAUACAAUUAACAUUUGAUAGUACAUUCAUGUCAUGGAUAUAUCUUAUUAAUAAUAAUGUUGAUCCAUUACAGUAAUGAUCGCUCAAUGACAUGUAAAUAAUUUAUUUCCUCAUAUAGUAUAUAAUGAUGUUAUGCAAAUAAAUGUGAUUUUUGGCAGUUGAAUUAUAUGUAUAAAUAAAAAAGAGUAAAACAUACAAUACAAUACAAAAUUCAUUUCAUAUUAAA